Molecule: messenger RNA, 1896 nt
Organism: Zygotorulaspora mrakii
Lineage: Eukaryota; Fungi; Ascomycota; Saccharomycetes; Saccharomycetales; Saccharomycetaceae
Gene: HEL2
Product: E3 ubiquitin-protein ligase HEL2
Exons: 1
Coding region: 1-1896 (631 amino acids)
Biological process (GO): protein ubiquitination; rescue of stalled cytosolic ribosome
Molecular function (GO): ribosome binding; ubiquitin protein ligase activity
Source: RefSeq, a predicted model, not a curated record
AUGAACAAUGUUUCGAGCGCAUCUCAUGGUUCCAAUUACAGAAGAAUGCAAGGGCCGCAACAGUCGAGGAGGUCUCGCUCAAAAGGUAGCAAAGCAGAGCAAUCCAAUAGGACCGACACCACCGGAACAUGGAAAAGCGAUCAAGCAAAACAAGACGAAGAUGAGAAUAGUGACGGAGGUGACCUGUGUGUGAUAUGUGCCGAGAAGAUAAAGUAUGUUGCACUGUCACCUUGUUCCCAUAAGACGUGUCAUGUCUGUGCAUUUAGACAACGUGCGCUCUAUGGUAAAAAGGCAUGUUUGGUCUGUAGAACAGAGAAUGAAAGUUUGAUUUUCACAGACAAGCUAGAUGCGGAGUACGAUGACAUCAAGGAUUUUGCUGUGAUAAAUGAGGAGUAUGGCAUAAAUUUUACGGCCAAUGAAAUUGCGAAGGCUACGUUGGACUUAUUAAAGUACACCUGCUCGAUAUGUGAUAGCGAGCGGAAAACUGACUUUGGUAGUUUUAAAAAAUUGAACGGGCACUUAAAGUCUGUCCAUAAUAAGGCCAUCUGCAUGAUUUGUGCAAAUAAUAACCAUGCAUUUCCGAGUGAACUAAAAAUUUACACUCAAAAUCAACUGCGUAAUCACCAAACGAAAGGUGACUCCGAAGGGUUCAAAGGGCAUCCUAUGUGCGCUUUCUGUCCUGGCCUGAGAUUUUAUUCAGAUGACGAGCUAUACGUGCAUAUGAGGAAUCAUCAUGAAAAAUGUCAUAUAUGUGAAAAAAUAGAUCCUACGUCACCCCAAUAUUUCAAAGACUACGAUCAACUUUUCGAGCAUUUCAAAAAUUGUCAUUACAUCUGUACUCAUCCUACAUGUUUAGAAAAUAAGUUCGUGGUUUUUAGAGAUGAAUUGGAACUACAGGCUCAUAUACUUAAAGAACAUGGAGAUAUGAUUAGAGGUAAACAAAGAUUGUUUCAAUCUGAACUUUCCACAUUUGUUUCAGCACCUUCAAGAGUUAUUUCGGAAAACAAUUAUUUCGACAACUCUUCUAAUUCGUCGUCAUCGUCUUCGAGAAAGAAUAAUUCCAAUGAAUCAGCAAAAGUGAAAAAAUUAAGGCUCAAAGAAAGGGCGAAAUUCUAUUUGACCAAUUCAUCGGAAAAGUACCAAAAAUUCGAAAAAUUGAACGAAGAUUUCGAUAGCGGUAAAAUAACAGCAAAAUUGUUGCUGCAUUCUUAUCAAGAUUUGUUCACUUCACCAGAAGCCGACAUGUAUUUGCUUAUUCAUAACCUUUCCGAAUUAUAUCAAACAAACUCCCAAAAAUUUAAGGAUCUUAAUGCGCUUUAUCAGAAUCAUGAACAGCAAGUUACAAGAAAGCAAGAAUUACCCACAUUGUCUAGAGAUACGUCAUCAUCAGUUUCACUUGUCAGUGGAGUGUGGAGUGCCAAUAAUAACACUGUUUCAACAAGUGGUAGAGGUAUCAAUACUGCAAAAUUACCUUCACUAUCAUCUUUACCAGCCCGCGACCCGUUUGCAUCACCUUUGAAAAGCGCCUCAUACAAAAACUUGAAUCAUACAAGGAAGAAAUCGCCUUCCCCAAUAACCCGAACUGCUUCUGACAACACUGUUAAUUUUACGCCAACUUAUCUAGACAAAAAAAAGAAUGUCACUUCCGCUCGUCCUUCAAACAAAAGUCAAAACAAAUUGGCAGCACUUGAUUUACCAACGUUGCCAACCCCAAAGCCCAAAGUAUAUAUACCGCCUUUGAACAGGCCCAACAUCCCGGAUCCUAAAAAAUGGGGCAAGCAACCAGUGCCGCAAGAGCUAACUGACGAUAUUACGAAUUUAUCACUCAGUUCAUCUUCAUCGAGUGGCAGAAAAAAAGGAAAACAAAAACAACUCCUUUUCCACAUUGGUAUUUAA